AUGCCACAGCAGAUGUUGCUCCUGUCGGUGGUGUCCGUGUGGCUUUUGGUUGGGUGCUUCCUAGCCGAAGCUACUUACUACAGUCACCACUUGUACAACCGGCAUUUGUACAACUACCGCCACCGCAUGUACAACCCCCAUGCCAGCAUGGACAACCAGCUACCCCCUGAGGUUCCAACAGAGGUUGAGGUAGCAGCAGCAGAAGAAGCAGCACCACCACCACCACGCACUUUUUAUGGGAUCAUGUUUGAUGCAGGCAGCACUGGUACUCGCAUCCACAUCUACAAGUUCAUUCAGAAGGAUCCAGCUGGGCUCCCUGUACUUGACAACGAAAUGUAUAAUGCAGUCAAGCCUGGACUUUCAGCAUAUGGAGAUAAUCCUGAAGUGGGUGGGGACACCGUCAGACAGCUGCUAAAGGUGGCAAAAAAGACAAUUCCCAAGGAGGAGUGGUGGCAGACCCCUGUUUUACUGAAAGCCACUGCUGGUCUGCGCCUGAUGCCCAAAGAAAAAGCCCAAGGUCUUCUAGAACAGGUGAAAGAAGUAUUUGAUGAAUCUCCAUUUUAUGUGCCACAAAACAGUGUCACCAUCAUGAAUGGAGCAAACGAAGGAGUGCUGGCCUGGGUUACAGUCAAUUUCUUGACAGGCCAUUUGUAUGCAAACACUAGGAAAACUGUGGGUAUUUUGGAUUUGGGUGGAGGUUCAACCCAGAUCACAUUUCUUCCAAAUUCAAAGAGAACAGUGCAAAAUGCUCCUUCAGACUACAUUGCACAUGUGAACUUGUUCAACACCACUUACGAGGUUUACAGCCACAGUUACCUUGGAAAUGGAGUCAUGGAAGCCCGACUGGCAACUCUUGGUGCACGUGGCUCAGAAGAUACUGACUGGAAGGUUUUUACAAGUUCUUGUCUACCAAAGAAAUUCAGAGAUGAUUGGACUUUUGGUGGGAUCACUUACAAAGUCAGCGGAAUCCCAGAUGGUUAUGCAGGAUAUAAGCUGUGCUACAAUGAGGUGAUGCGGGUGAUGAAAGGAGUCAUCCACCAGCCUUAUGAGGUCAAAGGAAACAGUGUUUUCUACGCCUUCUCCUACUACUAUGACAGAGCUGUAGAGUCCGGCCUAAUCGAUGGCACCCGAGGCGGUGUUGUGGAGGUCAGAGAUUUUAAGAAGAAAGCCAAAGAAGUUUGCAACAAGAUGACCAAAUACCGUCCCAUUAAUCCUUUCUUGUGCAUGGACAUGACCUAUAUCACUGUCCUCCUGAAAGAGGGAUUCGGCUUCAAGGACAACACGGUUCUGCAGCUUGCUAAAAAAGUGAACAAUGCUGAAACUAGUUGGGCCUUGGGAGCAACUUUCGAUUAUUUCCACAACCUUAACAUUCACUAAACCCGCAGACUUCUGGGUGCCACUGGGUGAGGAAAU
Molecule: messenger RNA, 1413 nt
Organism: Trichomycterus rosablanca
Lineage: Eukaryota; Metazoa; Chordata; Actinopteri; Siluriformes; Trichomycteridae
Gene: entpd5a
Product: ectonucleoside triphosphate diphosphohydrolase 5a
Exons: 13
Coding region: 1-1377 (458 amino acids)
Molecular function (GO): hydrolase activity
Source: RefSeq, a predicted model, not a curated record